Closterium sp. NIES-65 is the source of this 1833-nucleotide messenger RNA. Lineage: Eukaryota; Viridiplantae; Streptophyta; Zygnematophyceae; Desmidiales; Closteriaceae. The record is from the annotation of a GenBank genome assembly.
AUGAUGCUGGCGCGCCUUACUGCGCUGACGUGCUUCUGCAGAGUAGAAGCCAUACUCUUCGACGAGCCACUAACGAAACCCUUGGACGACAUCACCGAGGCCCGGCAGCUUCUUGCGGUCAAGCUGCGGCAGCUGCACGACUUUCAGUUCGAGCAGUGCGUCGAUCCACACCGGGGCUCGCUCGACGAUGUUUACACGGAGGAGCAGUUCCGCAUUCUCGUUUCAGACAUCCUGCCGUACUGGGCCAAGGAGUACUUUCGGGAGUCGAUGAGUUUCCCCAGUCAGUCGCUGUGGAGGGCCUUGGCCGUGAGGGUGAUGAUCCUGAUGGCGCAUCACAUGCUGGGCAGGGGGAUAAGCAUCCGCGAGAUCCGCUACUGCAAGUUCACUCACGUCCUUCCGCCCAUCAUAAACAGCAAGGGGGAAUCGUCUAUCCACGUUCUCGUGGUCGCCUAUCGCAGCUCGAAGACCAUCAAAGACAACAAGCUCGGCCACCUGUACCUGACUCGACACAUGGACUUCCGGCAGUGCGGCUUCGGAGCAGUGUUCAUGUGGAUACAUUUCAUGUUCGACCUUGUGCCGCUCUACUACAACAACGAUAAGAUCGUGCCCCCCUUGGAUUUCAGCAACCCGGAAAAUUGGUCAAAGAAGCACCUGUUCUUCGCCCUCUUCGACAAAGACAAGACCGAGUUGCCGUACGCGACUCAUGCCAAAUGGGUUACCUGGGCGAUGAAAAGCGCGGAGUGGAUCCUGUCGAAAGUCACACAUAUCUUUCGACGGUCUGCGGCACAGAUCCUCGCCGACAAAAACUGUGAACUCGACAACAUCGCGCAGCUGGGUCAAUGGGACAUGAACGAGAUGCGCAGGUCAUACGUCACAGGCAUCCCGCGCGGGGCCAUCCAGCUGCAAGCGGGUUUCACGACGGAACCGGAGGCCAACUUACACAAGGAGGAGGGUGGGAAAAAAGAAAUCAAGAUCAAGGGCCUCAAGCAGAAGGUCGAGUCAUUGGAGCGGGAGAAGGGCGCGAUGCAAGCGGAGUUGGAGGCGAAGGCAGAAGCACUCGCGCUACUGCAGAAAGCGUUCGACGCACUGAAGAUUACCGCCGCGACAACCGCAGCUGCGAGUGUGGGGGGGAGCGAGAGUGUGCCGCAGACGGCGACCGAAGAAACCACCCCGCCACCACAGCAACCCCCUCAAUCAACGCCCACUCAACAGAGCAAGGGCAGCCAGCUCGACCAAGCAUUCUUCGACGCAGUGGUGUGGCCAUGGUGCAAUUGCGAGACCGUGCGGCAGGCGUGGUCGUACUGGGACGGGCCAAGCCCGCUGAACAACGGACACAGUCUUCAACACGCUUACAGGAGGGGUUUCGCCGUCAAGUUCUGCAAGUUCACUCCGACUCCUCCCACCGUUCCCCCCGUUGCGCUAAACAAGCCAAAAGAAAAGCCACCGACCCCAAAAGCUGUCGAGUCAAAAUUGCGGAAGAUGGAGGUUGUCAUGAGGGCCGUCGAGAUAUUCAGGGUCGACGACAGCAGCGCGGCGACGAUCAUUGAUAAGCUUGACUCAAUAUUCUCGAACCACUUGAUCAACAUGCUGGCUGAAGGGCUCGUUCUCAAAGAGGAUUUGGAGAAGCAGCUCACAAAGAAGCGCAAAGUCGAGACAGCAGAAGACAACUGGAAGGACAAAGAUUGCCUCAGGAUCACGUGGGAGCUCAUUCGCGGCGAGCUUCGAACCACGAAAUGGGCCGAGAACGUGCUCAAAGACAAAUGGAAAGAGUUCAUGAAAACAUUGGGCGAGAGCCCAAGUUCGACAGGCAAUCGUGACGAGGGGGGAAACUAG